AUGGGACUCUUGGCGCGACAUUCAUCAUUCAAUGUACAGCGGAAGAUCACGUUUAUGCUUAUUUGGUGCAUUGUCGUGGGCUUGAUCCUCUUGCUUGGAGGCAACAAAAUCGCUGCACGCUACAGCGGAAAAGCGUUGGCGGCAUACUCGGCAGGCGGAUCUCUGGCUGAGGAAGCUCUCAGUGCCAUCCGAUAUACAACAGCCCUAGGCAUGCAAAGAGAUAUCCUGACCCGGUAUAGCUCGCAGAUUAAAACCGCCGAGAAACAUGGUUUCCGCCUAAAGAGCUUUAUGGGUGCAAUGGUUGGCUUUGCCGUCGGAAUUUGCCGUCGGAAUUGGUCUGCUGCUUUUUCAGUCCUUGGAGUGGGGGCUAAUGCAGGCGUCUUCGUGUCAGCCGUUGCUGCAGGAGAGCGUGUCUUUAGCCUGAUCGACCACAUCUCUCCAGUUGACUCAUCUUCCGCAGACGGCCUUGUAAUUGGUGAUGAUAUUGUUGGCCAAAUCGAAUUCCAGGUUGUGAAGCACAUAUAUCCAUCUCGACCAAGCGUCAUGGUCAAAGACAAUCUGACCCUGACAUUUCGACUUGGACAGAUGACUGCCAUCGUUGAUCGUUUGGAGCCGGGAAAAGCACAAUUGGACAUCUUCUCGAGCGUGAUGGAGAACAUUGCAUACGGCCUGGUCGGCACAAAGUUUGAAAAUCAGACGCCGGAAAAGAGACAACAAACGAUUGAGAAUGCGGCACGACUAGCCGGCGCCCACGACUUUAUCAUGCAACUGCCAGAUGGGUACCUUACUCGCGUUGGAGCUAGAGGAUCUAAGCUGUCUGGCGCUCAGAAGCAGAGGAUUGCCAUUGCUCGAGCAAUUAUUGGGCAACCGAAGAUUCUUGUCCUGGACGAAGCGACCUCGGCAUUAGAUACCACAACGGAGAUUCAAGUCCAAAACACACUGAAGGCAAUCAGAAGUACCUGCACCACAAUUGUUAUUGCACACAGAAUGUCCACUAUUCAAGGGGCUGAUAACAUCAUCGUGCUGGACCGUGGGAGAAUUGUUGAGCAAGGCUGUGCUGGCGUAUUGCAGAGACUCGCGCUCGCUCGUGCCCUGGUGCAGCGGCCCGCCAUUCUGUUACUGGUUGAGGCCACCUCAGCGGUCGACGCGAAGUCGGAGAAGCUCAUUCAGGAGGCGUUAGACAGCGCGUCUGAAAGUCGUACAACUCUUACAAUUGCGCAUCGUCUGAGCACUGUGAAAAAUGCGGAUUUCAUCUACGUACUGGAUCAAGGCCGAAUCAUCGAGGCAGGUUCGCAUGAUGAACUAGUCGCUCGACGAGGGAAGUAUUUUCACUUAUACACUCGAGGUGAGGAGUAG
Molecule: messenger RNA, 1356 nt
Organism: Penicillium odoratum
Lineage: Eukaryota; Fungi; Ascomycota; Eurotiomycetes; Eurotiales; Aspergillaceae
Product: leptomycin B resistance protein pmd1
Exons: 4
Coding region: 1-1356 (451 amino acids)
Cellular component (GO): membrane
Molecular function (GO): ATPase-coupled transmembrane transporter activity; ATP hydrolysis activity; ATP binding
Source: RefSeq, a predicted model, not a curated record